GUAAAAAAACCAUAAGCGGGGAAGGCAGCGGAACGCGGGAGCAGGGCGCGGGCCGGCGGGGGAAGGCGCUGCCGCCGCACCGCUCCCCGCGGUCACCUUCGGCGGGCCGCAGCCAUGGUGUUCCUGCCCGACGAGUCGCGGUCGCUGCCGCCGCCGCCGCUCCUCAACAAGGGCUCGGUGUGGCUCGGGUUCGCGGGCUGGAUGUCGGCGCUGUUGGACAACGCCUUUAACCAGCGCCCCAUCCUCGGAGCCGGUGUUCACCGGCAGGUCCUGUUAGCUAGCCUGGGCUGCUUUGUUGGCUACCAGCUGGUGAAACGCACCGAGUACAUGCACGCCAAGGUGGACAGAGAGCUGUUCGAGUACAUCAGGCACCACCCAGUGGACUUCCACAGAUCAGGAGAAAAGAAAAGAAUAGGGCAGCUCUUGGAGGAUUUCCACCCAAUUCGCUGAGUGGCCACACAUCACAGAAUGAACUCCAGCCAUCCUGAGAACUUUGGCAAGGUGGCUGCAACUCUUGAACCGUCCAUGGCUUAAAAGAUGAAACUUUACUCACUUUCAUGUAAUAAAAGCUUGAUUAAAUAGUUAUUGUUUAAUUAUUUGCUCUUCUGUUCUUUUAUGCUUUGUCAGUACAUGGAUGACUGUUUUUAACAGAAUAACUUAGAUUAUUGGUUUUUUCAGUUGUUUUAAUUGCAAGAAUAGAAAGUUGUUCACAGAAUAUAUAUUGUAUAAAACGCAGAGAGCAGUUCUGUAAGUUCAUAUUUUUUAUUUCUCAGUGGCAUUUCUCCUGACCCUUGAACAUGUUCUUGGCCAGCCCCUGUAGAUGCUGUACCCAAAGUCUCGCUGUGAAAUUCUUUCUGAACAGCUAACAAAAUACAUGAUCUCCCUAAUUAA
Passer domesticus (house sparrow) is the source of this 891-nucleotide messenger RNA. RefSeq names its product NADH:ubiquinone oxidoreductase subunit C2 (gene NDUFC2). Lineage: Eukaryota; Metazoa; Chordata; Aves; Passeriformes; Passeridae. Gene Ontology annotation, cellular component: mitochondrial inner membrane. The record is from RefSeq and is a predicted model, not a curated record. Bases 115 to 450 code for a protein of 111 amino acids. Gene Ontology annotation, biological process: mitochondrial electron transport, NADH to ubiquinone. The transcript has 3 exons.